Clupea harengus (Atlantic herring) is the source of this 1814-nucleotide messenger RNA. It is a transcript of the gene col17a1a, whose product is annotated as EMI domain-containing protein 1-like. The record is from RefSeq and is a predicted model, not a curated record. Gene Ontology annotation, cellular component: extracellular matrix. The coding region runs from base 25 to 291 and encodes 88 amino acids. The transcript has 3 exons. Lineage: Eukaryota; Metazoa; Chordata; Actinopteri; Clupeiformes; Clupeidae.
CUUUUCACACCUUUAGCUCAUGGCAUGCUGCAGGACGAGUUGGAAGAUCGUUCGCGGAUCGUGCAGGGACCGCCCGGACUCCCAGGUCCCCCAGGCCCACCUGGUUCCGACCCGAACAUCACAGAGCUCAUGAACCGCAUGAGGGCUCACGGAGGUCUCACUGGACCUCCUGGUAGACCAGGGCAGAAGGGCGAGAUGGGACACCCAGGCCCGACAGGGGGACAAGGCUUCCCAGGAGCUACAGGACCUCAAGGGCCUCAUGGGGAGAAAGGUAAGUACUGUCACACAUGACCAUUCAUAUGGUCUGAAGUUAACGUCUGGUUAAUUAUCACUUUUAAAAAAUCAUUUAAUGUUUUGGUUUACGGAAGUAGGACUGCAUGAAGCUUUAACAUAAAUGUACCUCAUGGGGGAGAGUAGUGAACUCUGAAAAUUUGCUAAAACUAAUUCACCAUUCAUGACCAUUCAGUCCCAAGGAGAAAGCGCUAAUGAGUGCAACUAACACUCUGUAAUAGUAUGUCCCACUUCACCAUGCCUCUCCUGUUAAUCAGUUCAACAGAGGGGUCAGUUAUAGGUAUAUAUGAUCUAUAACGCAUCUAUAAAGCAUUUAUAACUGUGGAAAUGUCUGCAUCUCUUCUUUCCAUUUCAUUUGUAUGCAUGCAAGUAUGAUAAAGUGAAAAGACAACUUGAGUGUUGAAACUGAUUGUGAUUUCUUAACUUCUUGUGUUUUUUCUUCUCGAUCAGGCGAGGCUGCAUGGGUGAAACACAGAAGACGGCGAAGCACUAGAGCGUAAUCACCAGCGUGCAGAUGUCCCUCUUAAGGCCAGCUCAGACCAAAGAUUUGCGAAGAGACAAGCUACAACUACGUGACACCAGCAAACAAAACGUUGUAAAACAGUGGAGUUCAGACUGCUGCGACAUCUUGCAACAGCAAAACAACAAUCACCCUGAACCUUGCAAGGUUAAUGCUGGCGCAUCUGCCCCUGUUGAUUGAGACCCAAUCCCACUCUCAGCCCCUUGCCCACCUUUUAGCAUUUUUCUAAAUUAUGCAGUGGGUGAAAUUACACUUUAAUUCACACCACUCAGCAACUCUGCUUUGCGACGUUCUGCAGCGGUUUCAUGUUGAUGCAAAUCUCUGGUAUGAAUUGGCCUUCAUACUACCGCUAGAUUAUAAUUUACCCAGCCGCUCUUUGUCUGCUGUCAUUUUUUGAAGAUGAUUUUAGGAUCUUAGCCAGUAUGUGGUUUUUAAUCACACUCGAAGUAAUGAUGCUCUGACUCACUAAAUGACCAAUAACAAUAAUAUAUCUAAUAUAUAGUGCUGGUGUUUUUUGUUGUUGAGAAAAGCAGUUUUCAUUUAAGGAUUGAUUUUUUUGUAUAAAUGAUUUAAAAGUUCAAUAUUCUUGCAUGUUCCUUGCAAGGGGGACUUGUCAUACUGUGUUUGAAUGUGGGGUGUUUUUAUAAAAAAAUUGAUAUUAUAAUAAGAGUAUAUAUAUAUAUAUAUAUAUAUAUAUAUAUAUUUCUACUCGCUUCAUUUGGAGUUGACAGUUUAGUGAUAGACCAGCAUUGGGCAGAAGAUGCUGACUACAAUUAAAAUACAGGUGUAGGGACAAGACUGAGGUCACGUAUAUCACCUCAGUUUUAAUACACUGUCAAAACGUCCCCUGAAUGUAUACACUCCACACAAUAAAACUCUUAGUUUCUAUGAAAAAAACGACAUGUCUCUCAAGUGUUAUUGUAUACUAUUUAGGGGUACAAUGAUCCGAAGCACACCUCAAAAUCAACACAAAAAUGGUUCACCGACCGCAGAAUAAAGGUUU